CUCUUACUCUCUUCGUUGAUGAUAAAAAGGACGAGCGCUUGCCUCAACGUAUUCAGCAUGACACGAAGAGCUCUCUCCACUUCCCCUCCUAGAAAUGCAAAACGUGCCAAGAUAGAGCAUUUAACUCUUAAUGACUUCAAGGACGGCGUUUUUCUGGCACCAAUGGUGCGCUCUGGUGCGCUUCCCACUCGUUUAUUUGCGCUGAAGCAUGGUGCUACUUUAGUUUGGGGACCAGAAACUGUCGACAAAGCUAUCCUUCACGCGACGAGAAAUGUUGACCCUGUAACCGGCGUCAUAACUUACGAUGGAAAAUCUAAGGCCAUUUUCUCCACCCAUCCCAUCGAAAAGCCCUACCUGAUCUACCAGAUUGGAUCAUCCGACCCAGAAUAUGCUGUGAAGGCAGCUCAGACCGUCAUGAACGAUGUCUCUGGUAUAGACCUCAACUGUGGAUGCCCCAAGCCAUUCUCUACCCAUGCCGGAAUGGGCGCCGCUCUCCUCACCAACCCUGAUCUCCUAUGCUCAAUACUAACGGCUUUACGGGCCGCUAUGCCUCCGGAAAUCACAAUCUCAGCCAAAAUCCGACUACUUCCUUCGCAAGAAGAGACUCUAAAGUUGGUGGAACGGAUAGUAAAUACUGGCGUCAGCGCAUUGACGGUUCAUUGCCGGACGAGGAAUAUGAGGGAUAGGGAUGCAGCCCUGAUUCAAAGACUGAAGGAAAUUGUUGAUUUUGUUAAGGGGGUGGGGAAGGGUGUCGCCGUUAUAGAGAACGGUGAUUGCCUCAGCGCUGAAGAUGCAAAGAGAGUGAGAGAGGUUACAGGGGCUCAUUCAGUAAUGAUUGCUCGAGCUGCGGAAGCUAACCCUUCAUGUUUCUCAAGUACUCCAUUAACUGACGUGGAGCAAACCUUGGUCCCGGAUUACCUUCGUCUCUCACGAUACCUUAAUAACCACUGGAGUCUGACGAAAUUCUGCGUUUCACAAUUUAAAGGUCACCACGUCAACUAUACCAAGAAGCAAGAACAUGCCUUAAGGGAAGCCAUCGUCAAAAGUCGUAGCUUCGAUGAGGUCGAGCACAUCGUUGAUUCCUGGACAGGAGAACAAGUGUUCCGGGAAAUUGCUGGUGCUAUUGGAGCGCGCCCGUCGAGACGAAGCACACUUGAAACCGAGAGAGAUGUGGAUGUCACGCCUACUGGCACGAAGAAUCCAGAACCCCCGACAUCAAAAGCUCCUUUGAUGAACGAGUUUACGUCGGUUCUCCCAGCUCUGAUAUCUGGCAAGGACCCCCUUACACCGACACCUAGUGUGACAUGGUGAUCUUGCUGCUUGGUGUCCGGGAGGUGCAGAACUAGUCUCUUGCCAGCAUGCCAGCAGACAUACUGUAUCAUGUUCUAAUGCUCACAAGGCUGAGGAUGUACUUAGCUUCUCAUGUGAAUGUCGUCUUUGAUUUUGUGAUAUCUGCGCUCAAGCGAUUGAUGCAGCACGUGUGCCUAUCACUCUACAUUGACGCUUGCUCAUUGUAGGGACUGGUCAGAAUCGUCAAGUACUUGGAAUAGAUGCCCGAAUGGCUGGAACAGGGCUGGGCAAG
Guyanagaster necrorhizus is the source of this 1582-nucleotide messenger RNA. Its product is annotated as FMN-linked oxidoreductase. Gene Ontology annotation, molecular function: flavin adenine dinucleotide binding; tRNA dihydrouridine synthase activity. The record is from RefSeq and is a predicted model, not a curated record. The coding region runs from base 58 to 1311 and encodes 417 amino acids. The transcript has 5 exons. Gene Ontology annotation, cellular component: cytoplasm. Gene Ontology annotation, biological process: tRNA dihydrouridine synthesis. NCBI's taxonomy places the organism in Eukaryota, Fungi, Basidiomycota, Agaricomycetes, Agaricales, Physalacriaceae.